AUGCAACUAAAAUCUGAGCGCGCUCCAAGUGGAUUCAAUAUUAACUGGAUCAAUCUGAUCGACAACGAUACUGGAGUAGUAUUGUGGUAUACCAAUGAAAACUACGCGUUGCCUGGUAUAGAACACGAGGCGAUAAUGCCUAGAAAAGUAUUGGAUUGCAGAGCUAUGACCAGAACCAUAAACUUCUCAUCCGAGCAUCGAAUAAAUCAUCUUAAAUUAAAACACAAGGAGUUUUUACAGGGUUCUUGCAUUGAAGAGUGGGAUUCUGAAUUCGGUACUGUCUUAGCCAAAACUUCUGAAACUUGGGAAACGAUUUUUGUACCUAGCCAAGGAAUUACAUCGUCAUCUGCAAAUGUUUUAAGUGGUAAUUUGUUGAUAGAAACAAAUUUCUACGAUGGUGAUAAAUUAAUAACAACAUCAAACAUCUUAAUGUUUUAUGAUUAA
Molecule: messenger RNA, 444 nt
Organism: Macrosiphum euphorbiae (potato aphid)
Lineage: Eukaryota; Metazoa; Arthropoda; Insecta; Hemiptera; Aphididae
Source: the annotation of a GenBank genome assembly